Papaver somniferum (opium poppy) is the source of this 1042-nucleotide messenger RNA. RefSeq names its product cyclin-P3-1-like. Gene Ontology annotation, molecular function: protein kinase binding. Gene Ontology annotation, biological process: regulation of cyclin-dependent protein serine/threonine kinase activity. Bases 287 to 853 code for a protein of 188 amino acids. The transcript has 3 exons. NCBI's taxonomy places the organism in Eukaryota, Viridiplantae, Streptophyta, Magnoliopsida, Ranunculales, Papaveraceae. The record is from RefSeq and is a predicted model, not a curated record.
UAAAACUAUGAUCAGUUUAUAUGGUUGCUAAUCAACAUUAACAUCCUAUAGAUGAGGUUCUGGCGUUGAACCCACUACAAAGUUACGGAAAACCACCUUAUUAUUAUGUUGCAGAAACUAGUAUAAAUUGGGUAAAACUAAAAACUACACUAAUUCAUGAAACUCUAGAAGAGUGCUCACAUCUGAAGCAAUGUUUUAUUCAUUUAGGCUGAUUCCUACAUAUAUAUAUAUAUAUAACAGUAGGCAGUAGUAACAAAUCACCACUGUCAGCAGCUAGGUUAAGAGGAUGGCAGCGUUGGCAGUUGAAGCAGAAGAUUUCAGCACUGGAGUUUAUUUACUUUUAGGGCUAAAUAAACUGAGUGAAGGGGUUGUUCUAGGAACUCCUAAGGUGCUAUCGGCUCUUUCUUUGAUUCUAGGGAGAGUUGUAAGAAAUAAUGAAAAGAUAAUGGAAACAACAAAGAUGAUGGACACUAUUACUAUCUUUCAUGCUGUCAGAGCACCAAGCUUAAGCAUUCAGCAAUAUAUGAAUCGGAUUUUCAAGUAUGCAAGCUGCAGUCCGUCCUGCUUCGUCAUAGCAUACAUAUACAUAGAUAGAUUUCUAGAACGUGCAGAUGUUCAUCUGACGUCUCUAAAUGUUCAUCGACUCUUGAUCACAAGUGUGAUGAUAGCAGCUAAGUUUAUCGACGACUUAUUUUACAACAACGCAUAUUAUGCAAAAGUGGGAGGAGUAAGCACUGCAGAGAUGAACAAGAUGGAAAUCAAUUUUUUGUUCAGCUUACAUUUCAGACUCCAAGUAACAGAAAGAACUUUCAAACACUACUGCUUGCAGUUAGCAGAGGAAGGGACCAAGUAAACUACCAAGUCGACCUACCGACAUAUACAAGAUUUAAAAGUGCUUAGUGCUACUGCUAAAGUAAGAAUGUUAAUAUAUAUAGCUAACUAAGUCUCAGCUGGCACACAAUCAUCUCUACGCAACCAGAACAGCAGGACUACCUUAUCAUCUAUACAAGGGCAAUGCUAACAACUCUCACACCACUCCCUA